Messenger RNA from Chaetomium strumarium, 2391 nucleotides. Its product is annotated as carboxyl transferase domain-containing protein. Gene Ontology annotation, cellular component: mitochondrion; methylcrotonoyl-CoA carboxylase complex. The coding region runs from base 206 to 1948 and encodes 580 amino acids. NCBI's taxonomy places the organism in Eukaryota, Fungi, Ascomycota, Sordariomycetes, Sordariales, Chaetomiaceae. Gene Ontology annotation, molecular function: methylcrotonoyl-CoA carboxylase activity. The record is from RefSeq and is a predicted model, not a curated record. The transcript is spliced from 3 exons. Gene Ontology annotation, biological process: L-leucine catabolic process.
CCCUGGCCAGCCACUAACACCCCGGGCCGCUCACGGGACUCGGCUUGUGCCGGUUUGGAUCGGCCGUUCCCCAUGGGGUUCGGACGUCAGCGCUGAAUGCCAUCCACUCCCCCGGGUCACUAAAUGCACAUACACACACUUACCACUUUCUUUAACUUCUGGCAGCUGCUGCGACUACGAUCGCGAGCUCAAUUGAAGCUCUAGAAUGUCUUUCCCGACAACAUCAAGGGAAAUGCUGUUCCUAUCCCGGCAAUUAGGGCGCCAGUGCACCCACUCCCGGUUACUGCCGCCCCGCAGUCGCAACCUGGUCACGCCAGGGCCUCGGACGAGACGGACGGUCGCCACCUUUAACGCUCCACACCAUGCCAGCGCCAUAUCCGUCAUCAAGAGCAAUGUCGAUACGAGUUCGGAAGAGUUCAAGGAGAACGAGCGGCUGAUGGGCGAGGCCAUGGCCCGCCUGGACGAGCUGACCCGCAGGGUGCAGCAGGGCGGGCCGGCAAAAGCCAAGGAGAAACACCUGACGCGCAAGAAGAUGCUGCCGCGGGAUCGCGUCACGGCGCUCAUAGACCCGGGGACUACCUUCCUUGAGCUGUCGCCGCUAGCUGGCCACGAGCUCUACCCAGAGGCCGAGGUGCCUGCUGGCGGCAUCAUAACGGGAGUAGGCGUCGUGGAGGGGGUCACCUGCGUGAUUGUCGCAAAUGACAGCACAGUAAAGGGGGGAACCUACUACCCCAUUACCGUGAAGAAGCACCUCCGGGCACAGGCUGUUGCGCAGGAGAAUAAGCUUCCUUGCAUCUACCUCGUCGAUUCGGGCGGCGCAAACCUGCCGCACCAGGCCGACGUCUUCCCCGACCGCGAACACUUCGGGCGCAUCUUCUUCAACCAAGCGCGCAUGUCGGCCGCAGGGAUACCGCAGAUCUCGGUCGUCAUGGGACCCUGCACGGCCGGCGGCGCCUACGUCCCUGCGAUGAGCGACGAGAGCAUCAUCGUGCAAGAGCAAGGGCACAUCUUCCUCGCCGGCCCACCACUCGUCAAGGCAGCCACCGGCGAGGUGGUCAGCCCGGAAGAGCUGGGCGGCGGCAAGAUGCAUUCCUCCGUGUCGGGCGUGACGGACUACCUUGCCGUGGACGACGCCCAUGCCAUUGUGCUCGCGCGACGCUCCAUCAGCAAUCUGAACUGGCCUCCCCACACCGCACCCACGAAUCCCGGCUUCUCCGAACCCCUCUACGACCCUUCCGAGCUCCUGGGCAUCGCCUCGACCAACCUGCGUAAACCCCUGCCCAUCCACGAAGUCAUCGCCCGCAUCGUCGACGGGUCCGCCUUCGCCGAGUUCAAGCGCGACUACGGCACGACGCUGGUGACGGGCUUCGCCAACAUCUACGGCCACCGCGUCGGCAUCGUGGCGAACAACGGCAUCCUGUUCAGCAGCUCGGCGCUCAAGGGCGCGCACUUCAUCGAGCUGUGCGCCCAGCGCGGCAUCCCGCUGGUGUUCCUGCAGAACAUCAGCGGCUUCAUGGUCGGCAAGGACGCGGAGCGGGAAGGCAUCGCCAAGAACGGCGCCAAACUGGUCACGGCCGUCGCGUGCGCCGACGUGCCCAAGUUCACCGUCGUUGUCGGCGGCAGCUACGGCGCCGGGAACUACGGCAUGUGCGGGCGGGCCUACUCGCCCAGGUUCCUCUGGAUGUGGCCGAACGCGAGGAUCGGCGUGAUGGGCGGCGAGCAGCUGGCGAGUGUCAUGGAGACGGUUGGGCAGAAGGUGGAUACCGGGCUGAAGGAGCGCAUUGACCGGGAGAGCGAUGCGGUGUUCUCGUCGGCGCGGUUAUGGGACGACGGUGUUAUCCCUCCGGCUCAUACGCGGCAAUAUCUGGGUCUGGGGUUGAAUGCGGCUCUGGGUGGCCGGAAUCUUGUUUCUCCUGGGCAGACCAGGUUUGGCGUUUUCCGGAUGUAAAUAGCGGGCCUGCCAUGUCGUGAUUAAACGUAGCAUAUUUCAAGCAUACCUGGUACCUACUAUAAUCCGGGCCAGAUGGAGGUUUGAAUUUCAUGUGGAUUCAGGGUAUGGUGCCGUUGUCCCCAACACCCUGGCUGCGGGCCGUCCCGAGGCGGAGAUCUCAAACAGAGGUGAGGGUCGUCCUCCAAGCAAUUCUCGAUUGUUAACCAGUUGCAUUGGACCUAUACAUAAGUUACCUAUAUAGCUUGGGCUGUGCAUUUCUGGCUGUGUUUUAAUUCAGAAAAUGAGCAGGGAGGUUGUUCUUCGUCAGCCUUGGACACGAUACUUUACCAUCCAGUCUCCACGAGCCCAAUACUCUUGUUGAUGAUGGUGUCUUCCCAUAGGUAACUAUUUGCAGCCAAGUGCAUGGGACCUACUACUAGGUAAAUAGUGUCAAUUCUAUC